CCCGGGCCAAGCUAGCUUCUUCAAUUCUCUCCCAAGCUAGCAAUGGCUGCCGACAUUCCCAAUCCCAAUGCAGCGGAGAACGCCUCUCUCUGCCGCCGCCGCCGCCGAUACCCACAAGGUGCGGCGAAAUUUGUAGUGAUUGGGCACAGAGGGAACGGGAUGAACGUGGUGCAGUCGCCGGAUCGGAGGCUCAACGCCUUCAAGGAGAACUCCAUUCGCUCUUUCAACGCCGCCGCUCAUUUCUUCCCCGAUUUCAUCGAGUUUGACGUCCAGGUCACAAAAGACGACUGCCCUGUUAUCUUUCACGACGAUUUCAUUCUUUCCCAACAUCACCAGGAUGGGGUAGUGGAGAAGAAAAUCACGGAGCUGAGCUUAGCAGAAUUCCUGAGCUACGGGCCUCGAAAAGAGGGGGAGGAAGGGAAACUGAAGCCGCUGCUGAGAAAAACAAAAGACGGGAAGAUAGCGAGGUGGUCGGUGGAAAGGGACGACGCACUCUGCACUCUCCAAGAGGCACUGGAAAUGGUGAAACCCCCGAAGCUGGGCUUCAAUAUCGAGCUCAAAUUCGAGGAGCACAGGGUGUACCCGCAAGAGCAGCUGAGGCGAGUGCUGGGGGCCGUGCUCCGGGUUGUGUCCCAGCACGCCAAUGACAGGCCCAUCCUCUUCUCCACGUUCCACCCCGAUGCCGCCCUCAUGGCAAAGCAACUCCAGAGCAUGUACCCGGUGUUCUUCCUCACCAACGCCGCUGGCGGGCACAGCGACCCCAGGAGGGAGUCGCUGGAGGAGGCCGUCAAGCUGUGCCUGGAGGGGGGCCUGGAAGGGAUUGUUUGUGAAGUGAAGGGCGUGUUCAGGAAUCCUGGGCUGGUGAACCAUAUCAAGGAGUGUAACCUGUCCCUCUUCACCUACGGCACAUUGAACAACGUGGUGGAAGCCGUAUAUAUGCAACACAUCAUGGGCAUUGACGGAGUGAUCGUUGAUUUUGUGGGAGAAAUAUCGCAGGCAGUGGCAGAUAUGUUGAAGCAGCAGCUGGAUCAUCAUCAUAAUAAUGUGCGUGCGGAGAAGCCUAACUUCUCCCCCAAAGAGUUGUCUUUUUUGCUCAAGCUAAUUCCCCAACUCAUUCAACCUCCUCAUUAGAUAGGAUAGGAUUGAUUAUAGAUAGAUACAUCUAUGCACCGUUCUCCUAUCAUGUAUCUAUGAAUGCAUCCAUGGAUCUUAUGUGGACAAAAAAUAUACUACAUAGAUACAUAUAUAGCCCUCUCUACGGUUCUUGUGUAAAUAUAUACAGGCCCCCGGCCUAGCCCCGCCUCCAACUCUAACGUCCAUUUUAUGUUCUCUAAUGUCCAUUAUAUUUUACUCCUUACUAGAGUAAAGAUUUGAAAUUCAUAGCUUCAAAAACCUUACGGAUUGCCAACAGAGAUGGUCGGUCUUUCUGGAAGGUUCCAACCAGAGCAAACUGAAGGUCACCAGCAAGGAUAUCAGAUCUCGCCUUAGGAAUCUUCACCGACAGACACCCUUUGUGUUUUCCGACGAGUAUCUGAAGCGAAGGGUCAUCUUUAACAUUGGGUUGUUUUCUGGUAGCACUAGAAACCACCGAUGCCCAAGAUUUAGGUAACUGGUGGGCUCCCCCAUAGCGGCGGAGGACGAGAUACGACUGAGACGAGUAAGGACAUGUUUACUUCACCGGUUAUUAAACGGUGCUUAUUAAGACCCGUGUUAAUAAGCGGCGCAUAAAAUAAACAAUGUUGUAAGACCGUGUUUACUUCAAACGGUUUAAAACACCGCUUAACAUUAAAAUGUCCAAAAUAACCCUAUACAUAUAUAUACACACAAACAUUC
This is a messenger RNA of Cuscuta epithymum, 1833 nucleotides long. The record is from the annotation of a GenBank genome assembly. NCBI's taxonomy places the organism in Eukaryota, Viridiplantae, Streptophyta, Magnoliopsida, Solanales, Convolvulaceae.